CAGCUGCUGCUGCCACGUGGCAGAUCGACACGUGGCAGGCGGAAGAGCUGAGGUGGAGAUGAUUCGUCAGCAAGCGGAAGGGCCAAAGCCCUAUGGCUACGACCAGGGCGGGGUGACCGGGAGCGGUCCUGGCGCCCCUGCCUCCCCAUCAGAUGGCACGUCAGCAGCGGCACAGCUGGCAGUGACCUGGUCGGUCGAUCUGGAUCGCGGUCUGAGAUCUUCGAAGCCUGGAUCUCAAGCUGAAGCUAUUGCCCGAGUAGGUCCUCGACUCCUAAAGUGGAAUGCUGCACUGUCUGGGACCACCAUCGGUGAAGGCAAAGCCUCUGUGCCAGCUCCGGAUAUAAGUCUGGUAAAUGCCGUUAUCCUUAGGUUAGCUGAUGCCUUUCGCACUGGGUCUAAUCAUACAAGGCUGAAUAUUCUUCGAGUGUUCAUGAUGCAAUACAGAGAAGGAUUGAAGGAAGAGGAACGACUACGCAGUCGUCAAUCUCGAGGGUCGAAGCCGGGACCUGUGGGACAAGCAGGUCGGGAUCGGGUUCGGCGCAGGUAUGGCGGAAUUCUCGCGCCGGGUCGGCUGCUAAAUCCCGCGCAAGUGCUGAAAAGAGUGAAGGCAGCCAUCUCCAGCAGCGAUCCUGUAGCGCGAGCGCUCACGCUCAGGAUGAUAGGCUGCUUGACACCUGUAGGUGCAGAGAAUCUGGACAUUCAUCGCGUCGUGCUGGGGUCUCUUCAAUCGCCUGAUCCUCUAGAGGUUCGUGCAGCUAUAUUCACAGUCUGUCGGUUUUGCGAGUUCUCGCCGGCCUUUGCCCGGUCGGCCUUCGCGCCUGUCGCGGACCUGCUCGAGUCGAUGACGACGGCGGCGGACAUACGCACGAGGGCUGUGGGCAUUCUAGGAAGGAUGGGGCUGUCACCGAACAUCGCGCUUAUGGCUCAUCAGUUAGGAGAACGGCUUCUGCUGAAGUACCCGACGACGGAGAUGGUUAUUUCAACGAUUGCGUCUCUGACAUCUUUGGCAGCAAAUUCAACAGUGACUGUUGAGAGACAGGUGUUGUUGCUGCUAUCGCUUAUCCAUGAAGACCCGCGUGUUGCAGUGCGGACUUCAGCACUCCAUUCACUAUGCGCUCUCGUAUCGAAAGCCAAUAGGGUGGCGCCACAGGCACUGUGCAAUUUGCAGCCAUUGAUUGACGUCCUGGAUGGCAGGGAAUCGGAGAAGGAGAUUCAGUGUGCUGCCUUGGCGACACUCACCAAGCUGUCCAAGAGUUGCAGUAUGGCUGUCAAGCUGCUGAGUUGGGAGGAGUUGCUACCGCUCCUUGAAUGCAUGGUUCUCGAGCGCGACUGGGACCGAACAGAAGCUGCGGUAAGACUUCUUGUCAGUCUGACAUGCGUGGCUAGCAGGUGCGGUCCUGAGAACAGCAGCAGGCCAAUGGAGUGGACCUGCACCUUGGAGGAGCCUUCUCCCAAUGAAGCGGCUCCCGAUUCGAUGGAGGUUGAAACGGAUGAUCCGGUGCGCCUUGGUCUGCGGCAUGCUGCCAGCUUGAUGAACGGUUGCCACACUGCGGAUCCAUCAUGUUGCCCUGUUCGGCAGAAUGUACAAAGUUCGCAACAUUUUGACGAGCUGUUUGGUCGCAGUGCGGAGAUGAAUGGUGGGGAUCGUGCCAACAUUUGCCUUGAAGAUCUCGCGAUCCGCGUUGUCGUGGUGCUGAUGGAACGGUCGGGUCUUGAGGUUCUGGAAGCUGUAGAAGUCGCGAUCGCCAAGCAUGUGAGGAGAUUUGCGAGCGGCAGGCAAGCAGUGGGAAGGAGAUCGCCGACAGGCGCACUGGGAUCGGAAGCCAAGGCAAGAGUCUGUGCGCAGGUUCGAUUGAGAGCUAAGGCACCGGUAAAGUUGUUGUGGGGACAGCUAUUGACAGUUCUCUGUGCAUUAUGUGAUGAUGAGGACGCAACUCAUGAUGGGGUCUGCGGUAUUGCGUUGCUGGAGGUUGUGGACUGCUUUUGUGGGCAGGUGCGCUCCCUCGUCAAGAGAUGCUCGCCUAAGUCUGAGAUCGGUGAAGGUUGCAUGAACUCUACAUCGUCAUCUGUCUCGGAAUUGCAGCGGACGAUCCCCGAAGAAGCUGCAGAUAUGGCGACUCUCAACAAAGCUGGAGAAGACAGAUGGAAGAGGAAGUGCAUCGAUGAAGUUGCUUGUAUGGAAGGCAUUCGGAUAUUAUGCCGAUGCAUGGUUGCUUGUGUAGGAUUGCCACUGCCGGCAGCGAUCGCAACAAAACUAAUCUCCGACAUAGAGUCUGUUGUGAACGAUGUGGACACAGAAGAAAGGACUGGCAAGUGCGAUCUGUUGCUGAGGCCAAUGGAAGAGGACAAGGGAAAUGCAGACUUGAGCAAGGGUUCUGUUGCGUGUGACUUGAUUGCCGCAGUAGCUCCUGUCGUGUUUGCAAUUUUGAUGCGCUCUUUCAGACAAGAUGUAGCCCGAAGCGCGAGGACGAUAAUUUGUGACGAGAAAAGAAAAGACGGAUCGGCGGCAAAGCGCCGUUGGAGCAGGAGGCUCAACAGAGCUGCGAAGGGGCUGAUUGCGCACAAGGAGUGUUGGAAGGCAUACCAGCUUGGGAUGAUGGGUGCGCAGGCGGGGAUGUGGGACCUUGCACUGUCUACUUUUGAGAGUUUGGAGAAGAAGGUCACACUCGAUAAAUUCUACCUGUGGCUCCAUGCGCUUGCGCAGGUUGCAAUGGGAGAGAAACUGCUUGCUGAUCACAGGGAGAAAGGGAAUGGCAGGUGUGGUCAAGUUGACGACAAGGAGGAGAAGGUAGACGCGUGCGAGGGUCAUAUUCAUGGUGACAAAAUGUGUGAGGACAAGACUACUAUCGGUGUUUCGGAUACGAAGAACGGCGAGGAUGAUGUUCUUCCUCCACAGGCGUCUAAGGGCCUUGCAAAUCUCGAGGCCGCCCUUGUCACGCUGAGUGCGAUGGCAGAUGGGAUGACGGCGCCUGCGUGUUUCGAGUAUGCCCACUGGUUGGUCCGGCUGCGUGUGCGAGCAGUGCAGUGCAUCUUUGAUGUUGUCAGUGCGCUCAGUAUUUUCACGCCUUCCCUAGAACGGGUGAAGGGAGGAGAGGAGGGCAAAUUGCAAGAUUCGAAAUGCGGCGACGAGCCUCAUCUUCUCGCCGCCCGGCGUCUGGCGGCCAACCUGGCCAGUCGCUUGGCAGCUGUUGCUGUGCAGUUCGACGACAUUGCGCGGUCGUUUGCAGCAAUUGAUGAUACAAGUAUUGCGGACAUGGCAAGAGCAUCGUUGGGUUGCUCGCUGAUCUGCUUCCUCAUCCUGUCAGUGUUCUCGGAAAUCCCAGCGUCCGAGAUUGUGCUGGCAGACACGAACUGCAGCAGCAGAGUCGCGCGUCGACGACAGGACGUUGCACAUGAUUCGAUGAGCGAUCAGAGUGCGAGGGAGAAAGAGCAACAACAUAGUCGCGCUGAUAUCGCUUGCCGUUUGCAAUCCACAAAUGCAGCCGAUCAGUGUACGGAGGACAUUGGCGUCAAACAGGCGAGAUUACGCUUGGCAGAGUCCGAAAACUCGUUGAUAAUCGAUGAAGGAGUCGUGUUUGCCGCUGUUGAUUUGACGGCCAGGUUGAAUCGUCUCGAGGAGAUGCUCUGCGGUAGGGGCAAAGUUCGAAGAACAGUUUGCGAUGCAAAUGGCAUUGGCGGCGAAGAGGGCGCUGAAGACGAAGAGGGCAGAAAAGAAAGCUGUGCUGGAAUAGACUGCCAACCGCAGGAUGAGAUUCUGAAUCUAUGCUAUGAGACGGUUAGUGAGAUUAGAAAUGCAGAUGACCUCAACGCGGAAGCUGGUAGUGGUGAGCUCAGGCAUCCGAGGGACAAAGGAUCACAUAAGCUCAGACUACUUAAGAAGGCAAUUGCCAGAUGGUUCCAGUCUUCCUGGCAUCUUCCGAAGGCUUUCUUCACCUUGAGGCGGCGGACCGCGGUUGAGAUGACAAUCUGUCAGGCUCGUAAUGCGAAGCUGGAUGGAAGACUUCAGGUAUCCGUUGGGGGAUUGCUAUCGUUGAAUGUCAACGGCAUGAUCGUCAACCCGCCCCCUUCCAUGCUAAGAACAAUCAAAUCGGUGGUGGUGUACGCAAGUCUUUUGGAGCCGGCAUGGAGGGUGCAAGUCCCUAAGGAGAGUUUGUAUUGCUUUCCAGAGCCUGAGGAACAAAUCUCAGACAAUGACAGCGAAGUGUACAAGCGCCUUUUCUCGUGUCUGACGAGGGCGAAGAAUGAUCCCAAGCACUUUGCAGACGAAGCUGUGUGCAGAGACAGGAUUAGCGCUGCUGCUGUCAGAUUUGCGAAUACGUAUUUGCCUCGGGCAGGACUCGCUUUGCGCAAUGCGAUAGUAUUGAGAGGGAAAGAGAGUUCCAUCAGAAGGCAGACGACAUCUUGUGAAGGCGUCAUCCGCUGCCAAGUGGCGCCAAAUGGGGCAUUCUCGGGCUCCGUUGUGCUAGACCUCGUGGGGACGCCAGUUGGUACUUACACCCUGCAGUUCACAACUUGGGGAAUCGACAAUUAUGGCCUUUCAUGGGCGCUAGGUGCACUGAAUGUAAGCCCAACAUUGACUAUAACGGGAGCAUAAUGGCAAGCAAGAAAGUGAAGUCUACAGGACCCUAAAUGUGUUGUCAAGCCUUAUUUCUCUCCUUGUGUGGGCUUUACCAUCUU
This is a messenger RNA of Chara braunii, 4677 nucleotides long. The record is from the annotation of a GenBank genome assembly. NCBI's taxonomy places the organism in Eukaryota, Viridiplantae, Streptophyta, Charophyceae, Charales, Characeae.